Auxenochlorella protothecoides is the source of this 285-nucleotide messenger RNA. RefSeq lists its product as hypothetical. The coding region runs from base 1 to 285 and encodes 94 amino acids. Lineage: Eukaryota; Viridiplantae; Chlorophyta; Trebouxiophyceae; Chlorellales; Chlorellaceae. The transcript has a single exon. The record is from RefSeq and is a predicted model, not a curated record.
AUGCGCAGAAACCCUCCUUCGAUGCAGACCGCCGUCGCACAGCACCUCGCAGAAGAAGGUGCGCAGGAUGUCGACCACUUCCUCCCGGAUCAGCUGCACGCGCUCCGACUCGGCCUGUGGGGGCGAGAGAGGGGAUGUGUGGGGGAGGGACCAAGAGCGCCCAGCCAGGCAAAGAUUGUGAGAGAUGGAGAGGGUGUCUUGAACACGAGGUCAACCACACCUCCAAGGAAUCUCCAGCCUAGCUGGCCCAGAGACCACCACCACCGUAGGACUUCACCAACAUGA